This is a messenger RNA of Blepharisma stoltei, 1101 nucleotides long. Lineage: Eukaryota; Ciliophora; Heterotrichea; Heterotrichida; Blepharismidae. The record is from the annotation of a GenBank genome assembly.
AUGAAAAAGACUUCCAGGAUUACCCUCUCUGAAGCGGUUUAUAAUGCUUCAAAGCAUGUUAGCCUAGGUUUUGCGAGAGAUCUUGCGUGAAUCUCUUCUCCAGUAAAAGAUGAUUUUGAUCCUAAAUUUUUCCAUAAAAGUUUGAAGCAUUUAAGGAUUAGGGACAGAAACUACGAUUUAGUCCAUCAGCAACCUAAAAGUCAUCGAACACACAUAAGGACAAAAACAUAUAUUCAUAUUAAGCAGCUUAGUCUUAACGAAAAGCCUAGCUCCUCAAAAUCAACCUCUCCUAGCCUAUCGCCGAAAAAAUCCAUGAGAACGAACUCAAACGCCUUCGUAGAGCAAUCCCCUAAUAUAAGCCCAGAAACUUCAAUACGAUCUAUAACAAGGCGCUCUACGAUAUUAAGUCCAAUUUUGCCUAAAACAGAUUAGACUAGAUUAGAUUAGAUUAGAUUAGAUUAAUUAUAGAGGGUCUCUGUGAGAUAAAUUGCAGCUCACUCUCCGCCUUCCCCACUUCAGCCUCGCGCCCUAAGCAUGGUUAGCACUUACGCCAUUUUUGUCGACGUCACUAAAAAUGGUGAAGUCGACGCUUUCGAGGUGACGCACCAGGUACUCCUUUAGACAACUCCUAAUGGUCAGCCCGUCAGUCCGGAGGUUAGAGAUGGUAGGUGCUCUGAAGUCUCCUCCUGCCCUCCAUAAAUACCUUCGCUAUCAGAAGUGUGGGGUUGUCAUUGCAGCUCUGGUCUACUUAUCAUAGGACGAAAUAAAAAACCCUGCCUUGGUGUCCUAGCCAGGGAAAAAAGCCUACCUUGAACACAAAUCCUCCCAACCUCCGGCCCUCUAGACCCACAAAUCCAGAAGCUGUGAGAGAAGGACAGGUCAGAGUAGCAACCAUUUUAUUUGUGCCCUAAAACAGAAGAUGAAGAGCUUGAUACUAUAAUAUCUGGUGCAAGCAAGUUACAUUCACAGACCCGCUCUCUGAAACGCCAUUUCUCUAUGGGGUGUGUUAAUAUUCAAAAAGAUUAUCAAGAAUGUAAAAACUUGGUGAGAUCAAAAAACCCAUACGAUAAAAAGUUUGAAAAAUUGGUUUUAGAGCCAUAG